UGCCGGCAGAAGUGAUUUUGGGGAUAAACGGACGGCACGCAGGAGAGCGGCGGUUCGCGGUGGUGGAAAAUGACACAGCUAUCUGGAUAAAUGGCGAAGUUUAAGAUGAAAGUCUACCAGCACUGGCUGCUUUUUGUUUUGUUUCUUCCUUUAUCAAGUGUUUUAUGUUUCAGCGAGUUGUCCUUCAUCACAGAGCCCAGUGAUGUUACUCUACUACCAAAGGACCCUGCUGUCUUGGACUGUCAGGCUCAUGGGCAGCCUCCAGUCACCAUUAAGUGGCUAAAGAAUGGAGUUCGGUUGGCAGAAAGUGAGCACAUACAGUUUCUGCCCAACGGCUCCUUGUACAUAACAAAGAUAAAGCAUACCAAGGAGGAAUCAGACGAAGGAUUCUACCAGUGCCUCUCCCAGAACAAAUAUGGAGCUAUCCUAAGCCAAAGAUCACGUCUGACUAUCGCAAGUAUCUCAGAGUUUGUGUUGCAUCCUGUGCCUAUGGUGGUGACUGAGGGCUCAGUGGCACGAUUCUCCUGUGCUGUCACCUCCAGCCCUCUGGCCACCAUCACCUGGGAGCUCAACCAAAGCACAUUACCACUACAGACAGACAGAAUAACAGUUUUGCCCAAUGGAGUUCUUCAGAUCCACAAUGUACAAUUGGAAGAUGCUGGACGGUAUCGAUGUGUGGCAACUAACAUUGGUAGCCGUUUGAAGAGUAGAGAGGCCACACUGACAGUCAAUCAAGGUGCGGGCCUUAAACCACGUCAGAGGCCCAGAAUCAUUGCUGGACCCCAAAAUGUCACAGUUUCUCUUCACCAAACUGUGGUGCUGGAGUGUGUGGCCACAGGCAAUCCCUGGCCCAUCAUCUCCUGGAGCCGUGCUGACAGCAAACCCAUUGAUGUGUACAAUGCCAAAGUGCUGGGCAAUGGCAACCUGGUUAUUACUGAUGUUAGUUCCAAGCACAGUGGAGUCUACCUCUGCAGGGCCACCACCCCUGGAACCCGCAACUACACUAUUGCUGCAGCCAACCUCACAGUUCAAGUGCCACCAUCCAUUGUCGAGAGGCCUGAGAGCCAGACCCGUCCAAGAGCAGGCACUGCCCGGUUUAUGUGCCAAGCAGAGGGAGUGCCCCCGCCACGCAUCAGCUGGCUAAAGAAUGGAGAAGAGGUUCACUUAAAUGGGAGGAUUAAGAUGUACAACAGUAAAUUGGUGAUUACCCAGAUCAUCCCUGAGGAUGAUGCCAUCUACCAAUGCAUGGCUGAGAGUGAACAGGGUUCUGUGCUGUCCUUGGCUCGCCUUAUUGUUGUCAUGUCCGAGGACAGGCCCAGUGCACCCAGAAAUAUCCAUGCUGAGACCAUCUCAAGCUCUGCUAUCUUGCUGGCCUGGGAGAGACCUCUCUACAAUGCAGACAAAGUCAUUGCCUACUCCAUCCAUUAUAUGAAGGCUGAAGGUCUAAACAACGAAGAAUACCAAGUUGUUAUUGGCAACGACACGACCAGUUAUAUCAUCGAUGACCUUGAGCCAGCUCGAAACUACAGCUUUUACAUCGUGGCUUAUAUGCCAAUGGGAGCCAGUCGUAUGUCAGACCAAGUCAGUCAACAUACCCUGGAGGAUGUGCCUUUGCGUACCCCAGAGCUAAGUCUGACCAGCGACAGCUCCACAGAUAUCCAGGUGAACUGGCAGCCACUGCCCGCCAAGUUGAGCCGUGGUCGGGUGUCUGCAUACAGACUAUCCUAUCGUACAGCUGCGGACAAUACUGUCAACUCUGUGGAGCUACCUCAGAACAGCACAGACUAUCUGCUGGAGGGCAUGCAGCCUGACACCAUCUACCUGCUCCGCAUGGCUGCAGCCACCCGUGUGGGCUGGUGUGAGCCUUCUGCAUGGACCUCACACCGUACACCUAAGAUCUCCAGCAGCAAAGUGCCUUCAGCCCCUACUCUUCAACUUGAGCCACUUAACUGCACCUCCAUUGUGGCCCGCUGGCAAACCUCCCCAGGAUCUGUGGCUGUCCAGGGUUACCGGCUGUGUUACCACGAGGAAGGCCAACCAGAGCAGCCCAUCAUCCAGCUGCAGGCUCAGACCUAUACCUACACCAUCAGUGGCCUUGAUCCAAGGAGAAAGUAUCAUGUCAAGAUUCUAGCUGUCAGUCAAGCUGGAGAUGGCUUUCAAACAGACCAGACAAUUAGUACUCCGGGAUGUGUGUCGGCUAGAGACCAACUGGCAGCAUCCCCUCCGCCACCAGAUCACGUGACUGUAUUAGCCAACAAUGCAUCUGCAGUGUCCCUGCGCUGGAGCCGUCCUGCUUUCCCCUCUGGAAAGGCUGUUAGCUAUACAGUCCGUUGUACACCUGUGGGCACCCACAACGCCUCAGCUAUACGCUACCUACAAAUUACCAAACAGAGUGUGAUGGUUCAGAAUUUGGAACCAAACACUCGCUAUGAGUUUGUUGUGCGUCUUCAUGUGGACCAGAUGUCGAGUCCCUGGAGUUCUGUUGUUUACCAUCAGACUCUGCCAGCAGCUCCUAGCCAACCGCCUGCAGGAUUGCGAGUAACUCUGAUUGAGGAUGACACUGCCCUGGUGUCUUGGAGGGAGCCCACAGAGCCCAAUGUGGAGGUUACACACUAUACCAUCCUGUACGCUUCCCAGAAAGCCUGGUUGGCUGGACGCUGGCAAAUAAUGCAGAGGGAGGGAAGCCAUACAAUGGCCCUGCUGGAGAAGCUGGAGCCGGGGAAUGUCUACCUGGUGAAAAUCUCUGCCUCCAACCAGGUCGGUGACGGACCUUUCUCUAGCAUUGUGGAGCUGGCACUGAAGCGUGGAAACACCUACCGCAGCAAGAACCCCAGGCACUCUGACAGCUUCCCGGAUACAACAGUGUUGUCUGAUGGUCUCUACCACAUAGACCAGAAGUCUAUGACGGGGAUCAUUGUUGGUGUGAGCAUCGCCUUGGCCUGUAUUGUUAUGUGUGCCUUGAUCAUCAUCAGUAAGGGUAGACCAAGGAAAUCCUCCAGUCACAAAGUCAUUGCUGUGGGAGCUGCUGAAGAUCCACGUGCUGGUUUGUCCCUGCCCAAUGAACACCAUACAGAAAAUGUCCUUAUACCCAUGAUAAGCGAUCACUUUAUAGAUGCCAAGGGUCGAUCUCAUAUGGUCAUAAAUAGUGCCGGUCUAGUCAGCAACAAGAAUCAAAGCAAGAGUUGGCUGCUCUUCAAGAGGGAGAUCAGGAAUCCAGCUGAAAGUGAUCUUGAGAGGAGAGCCAGCUUGUAUGAGGCUGGCAAAACUGUUCUGAGGUAUGAGGAGCGUUUAGGUUCAGCGCCCCUGCCACCUUCGUCCCGGGAGAUCAUCUUUGGACCUUUUCACUCGGAGAGCUCUCACACUAGCGAGGGCAGCCAAGAGACGGGAGACUCUGGACACUACUCCAACGAAGAAAGCAACGAAGAGAUGAGCAACCCUUCGACCAGCCAAAGCUCCAGACCUGAAUCUUUUGGGCCGGACGAUAUUACCACUGUCGCUGAGCUGAAGCAGUCUUUUGAAGUGGAAAAUGAGGAGAUGCUGAGCCAUCCACUCCAUCACUCCGCCCCUGAUGCUGCCCGGCUCUGCUGCACCUCAGAGGGCUCUCAUCCUGCCCUGCACACGUCCCAAGCAGUCGGCUCCUGACAUCACCUGGCCCAGAUAUGCUCUCCAGCAGCCAAAGCUACGCCACUUCUACCUCGUUUGCUUCCUGAGUUGAGCCCCUCAGUUAUUUCCUGAGGCACAAGGGAUCAGGAAGCCAGCUGCUGUGAUGGCGGAAAUGUGCUUUUGCUUCGGAUCUACCUCAGGAUUUUGUAUGAAUGUUUGUUAUAACAUUUUAUUUCCUUUUUUUUUUAAACUUUCUACCUGUUUCUCUGUGUUUGGCAUUGUCUGUCCUAAACCAAAGCUCACCCAUGAUGAAUGUUAAAAAGAAUGUCAAAACUGUACUGUGAUACAUUUUCAUUAUAUUUAAUUACUUUCCAUUGGAGCAGAGGGUGUAGUUGAGCCAUUUUGACUGAUUAUCUACCUCCCUGUUCUGUUAUUGUACAUACAUUAUUACCUCCUUUUCACCACAUGUCAUGCAGUAUUAUCUCAGACUCAGGGGACAAGGUGAAAACAUUUCAUUGCCAUGUCUUGUUACCUCUGUUAGGGGGUUAUUAUCUAGAGGUACUUAUUUUUUAAAUUCUCUGAACUUUUAGUUUGAUGGUUGAAAGAGCUUUUGUUUCACAUUGUUUGACUUUGAAUGAUGUAUGUUGUAAAAAUAAUAAGUGCAUUUAAUAUUGUCAAACUAUUUGAGCUUUAUCAUAAAAUAUUUGGCAUUUUCAGUGCACUGAACUCAAAGCUUUAACAUGGCCUUAGUAUCGAAAGGACUUCGCAUACUAUAGAAGAUGAGAUCCAAAGACAGGAAAAAUUGUACCCAAAGAGUUUUUGAUAAUACAAUAGAUAUUCUAAGGCAACCAAAAAUAUAAUGGAUGUUUAUUGAGGGUGCGUUUACCAAAAUAUUGUUCUUGCCAAUGAUGUAAAUUUCCUUUAGAAUGGUGGUUUUAAUGCUUUUGUCUUGAUGCUUUAUUCUGGUGAAAGCUUUAGCACAAGUCUCCCAGCUUGUGUUCCAUUUGCCUUCUAAACCAUUGCUAAACGCAGCGGUGAUGCCGAUGCUAUUAUCCAAAGAGUUGUCUGCUUCCUCAGAUGGGUAUGGCUUUUCAUUCAGUUGAUCCUUGGUACUAUGAGGUGGAAACUAUUGACACAAGACCAAAGAUCCAGUGUGUCCUGCCAGUGAUAGAUGAUGAUAUUUAUUCUUUGUGUAGAGAAUCAUCUGUUACCGUUCACCAAUAUUGCUGUAUGAGGAAGAAUUCUCUUUCUCUCUCCAUAAAAUAUCGUGUCCAGGUGUGACAAUGAAGGAUUCUGACUAUCAAAAUGGAAACCCUAUGUGUGAAGAGCAACAUAAUCAAUUUUUAUAUCUUUGUAAUACAAAUAAUCCUAACCAAAGAAACUUGAAGUCUCUGUUAUUUAGUGAUUUUCUUUGGUUUUCAUUUACAUUAUUUGCAUUCAAAUGUGAUAUGAUUUCCAAUGGUUUUGAUUGCUAGAAAUGCGUUUUAAAAUGUUUGUUUUUUUUAAAGCUUGAGAUGUCAUAAACUGUUCUGCUGUCUUUUUUAUCACCAUGAGAUUUCGCCUGAAUGAUACUUAGGUUACAUUAGAAAUUUUAAUUUAGAUUGUCUUUUUAGCAUGAUGUAAAAAAAAAAAAAAAAAAAAACAUUUCCCAAUUUUAAUCUGACAUUUUAGUAAAUUAAUAAGGCUGGUUUCAAGUUCAAAGUUUGUCUCAGUAAUGCAUUCGUAUAAAAGGUUGAAAGCCACAGAUAAUUUUGCUGACUUAACUCAGGUGCCAAAUAUAGAUUUAGAGUGUAGACCUAACUUAAGUUAUGGUUUUCUGAUAUUUCUGCUUUUGAAUACCAACAUACAUCUUUUAAAACAAAGUGAGCAACAGAACAAAUUAUUUUAAGUGUUGAAAUGUUGCAACAGACUUUUUUUGAUACUCUCAAGAUGAUCACAAAUACUAGAUAAUAAAAUUGUUCUUGGAAAAAUA
Molecule: messenger RNA, 5575 nt
Organism: Siniperca chuatsi (mandarin fish)
Lineage: Eukaryota; Metazoa; Chordata; Actinopteri; Centrarchiformes; Sinipercidae
Product: protogenin B-like
Exons: 19
Coding region: 91-3642 (1183 amino acids)
Biological process (GO): cell-cell adhesion; axon guidance
Cellular component (GO): plasma membrane; axon
Molecular function (GO): protein binding
Source: RefSeq, a predicted model, not a curated record